This is a messenger RNA of Nicotiana tabacum (common tobacco), 986 nucleotides long. RefSeq names its product kinetochore protein SPC24 homolog. Gene Ontology annotation, biological process: regulation of chromosome segregation. NCBI's taxonomy places the organism in Eukaryota, Viridiplantae, Streptophyta, Magnoliopsida, Solanales, Solanaceae. The record is from RefSeq and is a predicted model, not a curated record.
UUGAAUAUCUUCGAGUAAAAUACUCCCCGUGGGUCGUUUAUUCCUUCCCACUCCAGGUCUCCACAGCUUCAGUAAUCCCCUCAAAAACCAAGAUCUUACGAAAAAAGAAAAAAGAAAGAACAAGCCCUAAACUUUGGUCUCAACAAUGGUGGAUGGGUCGAGAGACGUGGAUGUGGAGAAGCUAAUCUCCUUCAGCAAAGAUCUCGUUCAGUUCUUGAAGGACGACAAAGAUGUCGGCUUCUUGAAACAGUGUUUGGAGCAAUCUAAUGCCGUUCAAUUACAGUGCCUUUCUGAAUAUCAAACCCUUCGGAGUUCCAUUCAAGAUUAUGAGGCAAAGAUAAAUAUGUGCAAGCAGAGAAUAGCAGAAGCACAAUUUGAAGCUGCUGGAGAUGCUGAAAUAGAUACACUGCUGAAAGAGUUAGAACAGGAGCUUCAGAAAGAACAAAUGCUAAGGGAAGAACUUAGAGUUAUAACCGAUGAGAUCGAUGAUUUAGAUCAUCAAAGAGCCUCUAUUGAGGAGCAAAGGCAGUCGCUCAAGAAACUUGAGCAAGAUCAGCUUCGAGCAGAGAUGAAGUUAUCAUUGUAUGCCUCUGUUACAAGUAUCAUUCCAGACUUGUAUGAUCAAUCAAAAAUAUCAGGCCAUAUUGUGGAAAGAGAUAACAAAGUGCUUGAAAAUUUUGAAUUGGAUCCAUCGAAGCUGACUGCUUUUGACACUAGUAACAGCAUCUGGAAGAUGAUAAAGUUGUAAGAAGCGGGGCUUAGUUAUCAUUUGGAUUGUUAGAGUACCUCAUCCCCUUGGCUGGUCAGAUUUAAUCUAAUCUGAUUUCUGUUGUGUUUACUUGUCAAUUCUCUUGCAAUCUGAGCAUCCACACUUUUCUUUUUUCCCCUUUUUGUUUGUUUUAGUUUACACUCAUUGUGUGGAGGCAACCCUGAGAUGUUGCUUGUUUCUUGUAACUACCUUUAAGUAGUAUCGAAAUGAUUGCAUA